This is a messenger RNA of Chelonoidis abingdonii (Abingdon island giant tortoise), 1722 nucleotides long. Its product is annotated as pyroglutamylated RF-amide peptide receptor-like. NCBI's taxonomy places the organism in Eukaryota, Metazoa, Chordata, Testudines, Testudinidae. The record is from RefSeq and is a predicted model, not a curated record. Gene Ontology annotation, biological process: G protein-coupled receptor signaling pathway. Gene Ontology annotation, cellular component: plasma membrane. Gene Ontology annotation, molecular function: neuropeptide Y receptor activity.
ACAACUCUCUAGCAAACUGCAGCUGCUCAGGAACUCUCCUUCGCCUGACAAGGUGAUUUGUUUUUCCGCAGGGGGCAGUGGCAGGAGGUGCUAUUUCAAUCCCAGAGCGCACGCUGCGUCCCUGGAGCAGACGGCAGGGCGCUUGUAGUUUGGUUCACUGGCUGCGCGGAGCGCACAGUUUGGCAGCAUGGAGUGAAAAGCGAGCUGAGCAGCCACGAGAGAAGACAGAUGCGGGCAGCAGCACCAUGGACAGGGCUGGGGCACGGAGCCAUUCCAAAGAUCAGCACCAUGGAGAGCGCAUCGGUCCUGCGUUAGGCAGCGGGAUACAGCCCUGAGCGCACGGGGUUCCUGGAUUCAGCAUCAAGGACAAAGGCUCGGGCGUUCUCAUGCACUGGGCUCCCACCAGGGACCCGCGCCAUGGAGAGGAGACUGAACGUGACCCCAGAGGCGCUCAACAGGCUCCUGGAGAAGCACAACAUGACCAGGGAAGAGUUCAUUGCCGCCUACGGCCUCAAACCCCUUGUGUACGUCCCAGAGCUGCCUCCCAGUGCCAAGGUUGUCUUCCUGGUGCUCUACAUCAUCAUCUUCGCACUGGCUCUUCUGGGCAACAGCCUGGUGGUCUACAUCAUCAUCCGGCAGAAAGCCAUGAGAACAGCCACCAAUAUUUUCAUCUGCUCCCUGGCUUGCAGUGACCUGCUGGUCACUUUCUUCUGCAUCCCUUUCACUCUCCUGCAGAACGUCUCCUCCGAAUGGCUAGGUGGCCCCUUUGUGUGCAAGAUGGUUCCCUUCAUUCAGACCAUCGCAGUUGUGGCUAGCACCCUCACCAUGACAUGCAUUGCUGUAGAGAGGUACCAUGGAAUAGUUCACCCACUGAAGAUGAAGAGACAGUACACAAACAAGAGAACCUACAAAAUGCUAGGAUUUGUAUGGAUGAUUGCAGUCAUUGUUGGGUUGCCCAUGCUGUACGUUCAGACUCUGGAGGUGAAAUAUGACUUUCUCUAUAAUAUUCAUCACAUCUGCUGCCUGGAGUCCUGGCAUAGUACUGAGCUGCGCCGAGCCUACGCAAUCUUUAUCCUGGUGGCCUUGUUUCUGGUCCCACUCACUGCCAUGCUGAUGCUCUACUCCCGGAUAGGAUACGAGCUGUGGAUCAAGAAACGGAUUGGAGACUCUUCAGUGCUGAAUGCCCUGAGUCAUCACGAAAUGGCUAAAAUAACAAGGAAGAAGAAACGAGCUGUGAUGAUGAUGGUUAUUGUAGUGCUGUUCUUCGCUGUAUGCUGGGCACCUUUUCACGUUGUCCACAUGUUGUUUGAAUACAAUAACCUGGAGGAAAGCUACGAUGACGUCACCCUAAAGAUAAUCUUCGCCAUAGUCCAGGCCGUCGGAUUCUUUAACUCUUUCAACAACCCUGUGGUCUACACAUUUAUGAACGAGAACUUCAAGAAGAGCUUCAUGGCUAUUCUCUUCUGCAGCUUGCGGAGCUCCGAGCCAGCCGACAAGCAGGAGAGCCAGCAGCUGGAAAGGGCCCAAAUGAGACCCUCAACCUGUUGCAUCAGGAAGGAGGGCAGAAGCUUGCACAGCCACCUGAGUGCAGAGAACCUGGAACUGAGACUCUAUGAGCGGGUGCCAUCUGCAAAGCUGGAGUCAGUGCUUUCAGUGGCGGUCAUUACCUACCCCAUGGUGAGCGCCCAUAAGGAGAUACUGCCCAAUGGACAGUCAGCAUGA